GCGAGGAGGAAUCUCACCUCUGUUUUGUGUGCUUAUUUCACCGCGGACGCACGGAUAAUACCUCACCACGGCUGGGAAGAUGGUUUUUCUGUUGCAUGUGGUUACCCUUUAUUCUCUGAGCGUCUUCAGCGGAGCCUCAGCCGCUGCUCACUAUAAUUGCAAUGGUCCUCUGGUAUCUGCGUUACCCCAGUCAUCCUUUCAAAGCUCCUCUCAGUCCUCAGCAAGCUAUGCUGCUUUCAAUGCCAAGCUCAACAGAAGAGACGGAGCAGGAGGCUGGUCUCCCAUGGUGACUGACCAGGAGCCCUGGAUCCAGGUGGACCUAAGGGAGCAGAUGGAGGUGACGGCGGUGGCCACACAGGGACGGUAUGACAGCUGGGACUGGGUCAGCAGUUAUCAGCUGCUCUACAGUGACACGGGCCGAGUGUGGAAACAGUACAGGCACGAGGACGGAGUCGGGAGAUUUGUGGGAAAUGUGAAUUCAGAAGCCGUUGUCCAGAACAAGCUCUCCCACCCGGUGAGGACGCGUUUCCUGCGUUUCGUCCCUCUGGACUGGAACCCCAGCGGCUGGAUGGGUCUACGACUGGAGGUGUAUGGCUGCUCCUACAAGUCUUAUGUAGCAGACUUUGAUGGCAGAAGCUCAUUGCUGUAUCGGUUCAACCAGAAGUCCAUGUCGACAGUGAAGGACGUGAUCUCUCUGCGCUUUAAGAGUCAUCAGGCUGAAGGUGUUCUUCUUCAUGGAGAGGGCCAAAGAGGAGACUACAUCACCCUUGAGCUUCAUCGAGGGCGACUGGACCUCUACCUCAACCUAGACGACAACAGGCUGAGGUUCAGCAGCAGUCGUGUGGCUGUCACUGUGGGCAGUCUGCUGGACGACCAGCACUGGCACUCUGUCCACAUCGAGCGCUUUAACAAGCAGGUUAACCUCACAGUGGACGCCCACACGCAGCACUUCCAAACCAAAGGAGACGGACACUCGCUGGAGGUGGACUAUGAGCUAAGCUUCGGAGGCAUCCCACUGCCUGGUAAACCCGGCACCUUUCUGAGGAAGAACUUCCACGGCUGCAUGGAAAACCUCUACUACAACGGAAUCAAUAUUAUUGACCUGGCCAAGAGACGCAAGCCUCAAAUACACAGCGUGGGCAAUGUGACCUUCUCGUGCUCACAGCCCCAGCUGGUGGCCUGCACCUUUCUGAGCUCCAGCAGCAGCUUCCUGUCGCUGCCGUCAGCAGCGUCUGCCACUGGGGGGUUCUCCGCCCGCCUCCAGUUCAGGACGUGGAACCCGGACGGGCUGCUGCUCUCCGUACAGCUGGAGCCCGAGCCCCAGAGAUUGGCGCUGCAGAUCAGCAACAGCCGGCUGCACCUGACCCUCCACGGCUCUGGCCGACAGAAAUCAGAGGUCUCUGCUGGUCACAGAGUGAACGAUGGGCUGUGGCACUCGGUGAACCUCAGCAUGAAGAGUCUGCAGAUCAGUGUGACCGUGGAUGGAGAGCCUUCAUCGACAAUCGAGCUGUGGGAACAGCUGGGAACAAGAGGAAACGUCUACAUCGGAGGAUGUCCCUCCAUGGCCUGUCAGCGCCUGACUCCGGCCUUCCAGGGAUGCAUGCGGCUCAUUUUCAUCAACGGCCAGUCGCUGAAUCUCAGUCAUGUACAGCAAGGGCUGCUGGGAAGUUAUAACGAGCUCCAGUUUGACACCUGCAAUAUACGAGACAGAUGUCUCCCUAAUCUGUGUGAACACGGAGGUCGUUGCUCUCAGACGUGGAGCUCCUUCUCCUGUGACUGUUCAGGGACAGGAUACUCCGGAGCGACCUGUCAUAACUCCAUCUACGAGUCCUCCUGUGAGGCCUACAAGCUGAUUGGCAGCUCCUCGGGCUUCUUCUCCAUUGAUCCAGAUGGGAGCGGUCCUCUGGGACCCACACAAGUAUACUGCAACAUGACAGAGGAAAAGGUGUGGACAGUGUUGACACACAACAGCACAGCUCCAGUCACAGUGCAGGGCUCCUCUAUUCAUAAACCUCACAUCAUGAUGCUCAACUACAGCGCCUCAGCUGAGCAGCUUCGUGCCAUCGUAUCUGGGUCGGAGCAGUGCCAGCAGGAAGUGGUUUACAACUGCAAGAAAUCACAUCUCUUUAACACAAGAGACGGCAGCCCACUGUCCUGGUGGCUGGACCGGGAAGGAGAGAAACGGAGCUACUGGGGAGGCUUCCUCCCCGGGGUCCAGCAGUGUUCCUGCAGCCUGGAGGAGAACUGCAUCGACAUGAACUACUUCUGCAACUGUGACGCUGAUUCAGAUGCAUGGGCUAAUGACACAGGAAUCCUCUCCUAUAAAGACCACCUACCAGUAAGCCAGAUCGUGAUCGGAGACACCAACAGGACGGGCUCGCAGGCUGUCUACCACAUCGGUCCUCUUCGUUGUUAUGGAGACAAAUCGAUUUGGAACGCGGCGUCUUUCUACCAAGAGUCCUCCUACCUCUACUUCCCCACGCUGCAGGCUGAGCUCGCCUCUGACAUCUCCUUCUACUUCAAGACGAGCGCUCCUUCAGGGGUGUUCCUGGAGAAUCUCGGCCUGAAGGAUUUCAUCCGAGUGGAGCUCAGCUCUCCCUCUGUGGUGACGUUCUCCUUUGAUGUGGGAAACGGUCCGGUGCUUCUGUCCGUGAAGUCCCACCUCCCCCUGAAUGACAGACAGUGGCACUACGUGAGGGCAGAGCGCAACGUGAAGGAGGCGUCCCUACAGGUCGACCAGCUCCCCCUCCGCUUCCUGGAGGCUCCGGCUGAUGGACACCCCCGCUUACGGCUCAGCAGCCAGCUGUUUGUAGGAGGAACUGCAUCCCAGCAGAGAGGCUUCCUUGGCUGCAUCAGGACUCUAACCAUCAACGGCGUGAGCUUCGACCUGGAGGAGAGGGCCAAGAUGACGCCAGGCGUGAGCUCCGGUUGUCCCGGUUACUGCAGCGGCUCCAGCAGCCUCUGCCACAACAGAGGGAGGUGCAUCGAGAAGAGCAACGGCUACGUAUGUGACUGCUCCCAGUCAGCGUACGGGGGAACUACCUGUGACCAAGAGGUGUCGGUGUCCUUCGACUCGGAGUCCUCGGUGACCUACACCUUCCAGGAGCCGUUCUCAGUGAUGCAGAACAGAAGCUCGCAGGCCUCCAGUGUUUCCACAGAGAGCAGCAGCAGAGCCAGAGAGGACGUGGCCUUCAGCUUCGUCACCUCCCAGCGACCCGCCAUGCUGCUGACUGUCAGCACCUUCAGCCAGCAAUAUAUCGCUGUCAUCCUGGCAAAGAACGGGACUCUGCAGAUCUGGUAUCACCUUCAGACGGACAGGAGUCCGGACGUUUUCAGCCCCGCCCUCGGUAACCUGGCAGACGGACGACUCCAUCGAGUCAGGAUACACCGAGUGGGAAAAAACCUCUAUGUGCAGAUCGACCAGGACAUCCACACAAAGUACACACUGUCAUCCGAUGCAGAGCUGAUCUUAAUCAGAUCCCUGACAUUGGGCAAAGUCACCAGAGGGGAGAACUUCAACGAUGAAGUGAUGAGGGCCGCUUCCAAGGGUUUCGUCGGCUGCCUCUCUUCGGUCCAGUUCAAUCAUGUGGCGCCGCUGAAGGCAGCGCUGACCAAUCGAGGGAGUUCACUGGUCACCAUCCGGGGUCCUCUAGUCCAAUCAAACUGUGGCGCUCUGGCAGAGUCCACCUCACAUACACUGCAAGAUCAAACAGCAACAGCAAACAAAGAUAAGGAGCAGCAUCAGAGCGGCAGCCAAAAGGACUUGGCUGUUAUAGCAGGUGUGGUCACAGCGGUGGUCUUCAUCGCCGUGUGCGCUCUGGCUGUGAUAAGCCGCCUCCUCUACCAGCAGCGGCGGGCCCAGCGGAGCGGCAGCAGUGGCAUCAAAGAGGAGAACAGACACACCAUGUACACGGACUACAGGACAGAGCUGCACCUCCACAACUCAGUCAGAGACAACAUGAAGGAGUACUACAUCUGACUGCUGCGUGCUCUCUGUGGACCUGACAGCCACAAACUUACCUCUCUCUCAUAUAAAAGGACGAACGGGUGGACGUGCAGCUGUGGGAUUUCUCACUACAAAAUCAUUUCUGUGCCCUGGACGCUUCUCAGGAACACUGAUAAAAACCUGCAGCUUGUCGUCCACUCCUGUGAUGCUCCAGUACAAGCGCGUGGCUGGAUCUUUGCAGCUGUUAGUGUAUUUGAUGUUGGUGAAACUGUCAGAAUCAAGCUGCUGUGGUUUCUGUCUUUGCAAAAAUGUGUAAAAGCAAAAGAGGGAACGGUGGACAGACAGACGGACAUCCACAGACUGCUGUCCAUCCUGAAUGCGCACAACUUGAAAACAUGACGUUUGAAACCCUCAGAUGCUGAAAAAUUUCCACAUUUCAGUGGGACUCACUACUAAAUUGUACUCGCAAGUCCGGGAAAUGUAGGCCAGGCCUGUAAGAUAUGCGCGCAUUCGCUGCUGUCUUUGUUUUUCCAGUGGUGGUGGUGAAUGUUGUAGAAGAAGAAAUGGGGACAAUACUGCCUAUACUGUAUGAGUGCCUAAUUUGCAUACAAGUUUUUAUUUUAGCAUUUUAGAAGUUAUUCAUGUGAUUUGCACAAAAGCAGUCGCAUUAACAUAGAGAAGAGCUUAUCGUCAUUCCGUUCUGUAACCAACACUACAUGGAAUAAAAAGAAAUUUCCCCGUCAUGCUCAACAUCUGCCAAAUGACCACAAGUAACAGAUGCCUCUCAGUUUUAAUGCUUUCAGUUUUUCCUGCUGCAGUGCAUGAAAUCAGAAAAACAAGCCUAAAAAGUACCAGGACGUUUUUGCAUUUUUAGGGCUGCAGUCCACUCACAUUUUUGUCAGUUGAAUCAAUUUGGCUUUUAACUUCACAAUUUGGUCAUUUGUUUAAUUUCAACACCAACCCAAGCCUAAUAAAUCAUGCAUGUCCCUUUUUUAAAGAUGCAUUUUGGGGUUUUUUUGCCUUUAUUUGAAGAAGACAGGACAGUGGAUGGAGAAGGAAAUCAAGAUGAAGAGUGGAGACUGAGUCAUUGUGUGUGCUCCCUUGUCAGUAUUUAUCAGAAGGUUAUUGUAUAAAACAUCACUCUCCUUUAGAGUAUGAAUGCAUUUUAUAUUCUGCAAUCAUAGCAGCUGACCAGUCUCUGUGAAGGCUUUUUAUCAGUUGUACUGUACUGCAAUUAUCGUCCUUGAGUGCAGGAUCAUAUAAGCAGCAAGCAGCUGCAGAAAAAAAAUAUUUUAACAAUGGCAGAAAAAGCUUAAUUUUAAACUCGAAAUGUCACUCCCCAAACAGCACAUGCACUAGAGGGCAGAGUCCUGCACAUUUCCAAUCUUGCAAACCCCCAUCCACUCAGAACCAAGACCAGCCACCUGCAAUUAUGAAUAGCAGGGCUCGACCCGACAUGACCAGUGAUAAAAACACAAUGUUUAGGCUACCAUUAAUAACUGAUGAGCUUAAUGCUUAAAUAUUAAAUAACUAUACAUACCAAUAGUUGUAUUUUUUAAGUUUUGGGAAUUUAGCUUUAAUGAAAGGAUCUAUUUAACCGUAAAACUGGUGCUUCACUGACACAAAACUUAACAUUGCAUGAAAAGAAUUGGUAGAGAUGAAUGCAGAGAAUGAGAUGGAGAUUGCACAUGAGUGCAUAAGCCUGUUUAUCAUAACCUGAUGUUUCUAAAUCAUUUAUAUGAAGUAGAAACGAGAGAACUCAAGCAACUUUGCAAAUUAUUGCAACAGCUGAACAACUUUCAGAAAAACUUGAAAAUAAAAGCAUUGGGUGAAAACAUGUCACAUCAGGUCUAAGUGAACUGAUGAUUGGAUACAUACACAGCGCAGCAGAGAGACCUGAUUGCAGUGCAGAAAAUCUUCUGCAUCUCUCAUUUUAUGAACAGAUGUUCAGCAGCUUCAAACUCAACUACAUUCAUUCAUGUUUUGAGAGUUCACUGAAAAAUAUGAGCGUGUUCACACACAGCACUGCCAUCCACCUACAUUUUGUUCAUUUUUACCCAUGCCUAUGUCUGUGAAAUUAUAUUUUCUAUCUGUAGCUGAACAUUUUUGCAGGUCACCCAUCAGGUACCCAUAGGUACCUGACCCAGUGAAGGACUCUACUAGAGGGACAUCCUUUCUCUUGUCCUCGUAUGGUGACUAUAUAAUAAAUACUGAUUGUCACAUAUUCCUGGGUGACUGUAAACACACUGUGGAUGCCCACCUCAUGUCAUCUCUGUGUGGGAAACACUGGAAAGGAGCCCUAGGCCGCCCACUUGGAAGAGUAGCUUCCAUUCAUAGCUUUUACAUGCACAAGCAAUCAUGUAGCACAAUCAUGGAACUAGUGCUGCACAAUUAUACUGGAAAACUGCAAUUUGACAUUACAACAAGGAUAUGAUACAAAAAUGUUGUUACUUGCUUGGUCACCAUGGAAAAUGCAGAAAAUAAUGUUGUAAAGUUUGUAUUUCUCAACUCAAAACAUACAAAUACUAAACGGCAUUAAAAAUACAAACCUGAAGUAUUUACAGUACUGCUUUCAAAAUAGCAAUAUUUUUCAACAAAAAAAAAUCAGUUUUCCCUUUUUUCCUAUUAUUAAUCAGUUGCCACUGGCCCAUAUGCAGCUGCUUUCCUUGCAUUUAUAAAGUUUUGCAGGUGGUUGUAAGAAAAAAAUACUCAUUAACAAUAAACCAUGAGAGAAUUCAAAGUUGGAAACAAUACCAAACGAAAACAGAAAAGCUAAGGCAGCUCGUCAUGCAGCCCUAUAUGUCAUUUCUCCUGACUCAAAACACUCAAAUCUUUCUGUUUAACUUUUUUAUUCAGUGUUUAUGUUUGGAAGAUAGAGGAUGCGACCUCUUUGUGGAGAAAAAAUAGAAAUAACGCAUUGUCAUUUUCGGUUUGCACUCCAUACUGUCCAACUUGUUGUGGCACCUGAUUUUCUCUGUCUGAAUGCUGCAGGUAAAAGAAUCUAAUGAAUAAGAUUCAACUGGAAAAAUGAGUGUUCACUGAGUCUCCUUUAACUCUACUAAUUUUAUUCUUUUUGCACUGAAAGCAUUUGGCACCCUUCAAGACACAUAUUAGGUUUUGCUGAGGGGAAAUUUUAAGCAAAAUCUCAUGUUUAUAGAAAGUCCAAAAUACUUCAUGUGUACUGGAAAAAUGGAAGUAGCAGUUUGAGAAAAUAAAAGAAAGAUUGCAGGACUUCAACAAAAGCAAGACAGUCAUCUGCAUAAAAGCGUACCUAUAGUAAGAGGUGAUCUUUUUAAACACAUUGCGGUCAAAAAUAUCCAACAUUUCCAACAUUUAUGACUGACUAUAUCUUGCAAACUGCUACAUAUGAUGAAAUACAGGCAGCAGCUUUGUAUGAGCAGAAAUGUGGAGUUCAGAUAGCACCAGUGGAAACUGGUUUAACCAUUAUACCAUGAGUCAUGUUUGCAGCAGUGUCCAACGAGUUAAAUUGAGCAGCUGAAGUGAGCUCUAGGGUUGAGUGUGUCAGUCCCAGCGUACUCUACUAUUUUCACAGUACUGAAGCAAGUUUUACCACUGUUAAAGAAUUACAACGCUUUUAUUUCAAUUGCUAGCUUGACGGUGGAUGGAGAUGGAGAGGCUGUGAUACCUGCGUACAUAACACUUGUGGAGCUAAUCAGCAAAGCUUCAAGAUUUUGCAUUUUUGCAAAAUCCACUAUGUUGUGUUUUUUUUAAUUUCUUAUUUGGAUAACAGGGAUACAUUUUCUUACACAUUUUAUUCUGAAAACCUUUUGCAGACAUCUUCCACUGGUUCAUCUUUAGAUAGAUGCACAACAAUGAGAAAAAAUGUCUAAAGACAAGUUCUGCAGCCUGUAACAUGGGGAAAUCCAAAUAAAGUCAGUAUCUCUUUGAAAA
This is a messenger RNA of Cheilinus undulatus (humphead wrasse), 7858 nucleotides long. RefSeq names its product contactin associated protein family member 5a (gene cntnap5a). The transcript is spliced from 24 exons. The record is from RefSeq and is a predicted model, not a curated record. The coding region runs from base 80 to 3979 and encodes 1299 amino acids. Lineage: Eukaryota; Metazoa; Chordata; Actinopteri; Labriformes; Labridae.